UCCAGCGCGAUGCAAAUAGCUUGAGUCUACCAACGCAGCGCCUGAACCAACAUUUCCUUGCUGAUGGGCGCUUACAAAGCAGCCAUUGCUGGGCUGCUCUUGAGGCUUUGCCAUGGGUGUACGAAUCUGAUUGUUUCGCCUGGAGCGUCAGCAGAUGGCUCCACGCUCUUUUCCUACACGGCGGAUUCUGGUAGCCUGUAUGGCACCUUGGGGCACUACCCGGCUGGAAAGCACCAGCCUGGUGAGAAGCGACAGAUUUGGGACUGGGACUCUGGGAAAUACCUGGGUGAAAUUGACGAGGUGCCCUACACCUACAACGUGAUCGGCAACCUCAACGAGCACGGCCUAGCCAUUGGCGAGACGACCUUUGGAGGCAAUGAGACCUUGCACGGAGGCACUGGGGUCAUGGAUUAUGGGAACCUCAUCUGGAUCACUCUGCAGCGCUCCAAGACGGCGCGCGAAGCCAUCCUGACCUUUGACCAGUUGGUCAAGGAGUACGGCUACGUUUCAGAGGGCGAGUCCUUCACCAUUGCCGAUCCGCAUGAGGUCUGGAUCUUGGAGAUGAUCGGCAAGGGUCACGUGGAGAAGGGCGCCGUGUGGGUGGCCGUUCGCGUUCCAGAUGGACAUGUCAGCGGACACGCCAACCAGGCGAGAAUCCAGCAGUUUCCUCUGCAUGAUGCUGACCACUGUGUCUACUCCUCGGAUGUCAUCAGCUUUGCAGAGAAAGUUGGGCUCUGGGAUCCGCAGCGACCACAAGAGGAAUUCAGUUUCGCGGACACCUAUGAUCCCAUUAGCUUCACAGGUGCCCGUCUCAGCGAUGCCCGCGUGUGGUCCUUUCUGUCUGCCGUGGCUGCUGAUCGCAGCUUUGAAAAGUCUUACGAAAGCUACGUGCUGGGCCACAAUGUAUCUGCCAGAGCGCGCAUGCCAUUGUCCAUUCCAAGUGGGGUGAAGAUCUCGCAGGUGGAUUUGAUGUCCCACAUGCGUAACCACUAUGAAGGCACCGCAUUGGAUUCUCGCUACGAUGUUGGUGCAGGAGAUUCCAGUUCUCCCUUCCGUGUGCGCCCCUUGGUGUGGAGUGAUGGCGACCAACAAUACGUGCACGAGCGCAAUGUGGGUACCCAGCAGGCUGGCUGGAACUUUGUGGCACAGCUGCGUUCCUGGUUGCCGGGGCCCAUUGGUGGCAUCCUGUGGUUCGGCGUGGAUGACGCCAGUUUCUCAGUCCAUGCGCCCUUCCAUGGUGGCAACACACGUGUGCCGCGAUCCUAUGCUGAUGGAGUAGGAGAUGCCUUGCACUACUCGCAGGACUCGGCCUUUUGGGCUUUCAACACCGUGGCAAACUUUCUGUACCCCAGGUGGUUUGCAGCGGAGGAGGUGAUGGCCAGCGCCCGAAAGGCGGAGGAAACCUUUGUUCAGCAGCUGAGGGCGGAGGAGCUUGCAGCGGGCGCCCUCUACAAAACGAACCCGGCCAAAGCGAUUGAAUUGUUGACGGCCCGUGAUGCAUCGAGAGCUAAUCAAGUGGUAAAGGAUGAGUUUGCCCUCUUUGGCCAGCUGAUGGUGACCCACCGAGAUGGCUUCCAUAUCUCUUCGCUGGGGCCGCAUGCGCCAAAUCAUGGUGGUGCUCAGGGAGGUGUUGUUCCCAAGGUUGAAGAAGUGGGCUAUUCUACAAAGUGGUACGACCGCAUCGUUAAGGACACAGGCGAUCAUUACAAGAUGUCCACGUCUCCGACGUCUCCGCUAGAUGCCGCCAAACUGCGAACACUCUCCAAAGGUACCUGGGUUGACUCCAGCACGCACGAGGUAAUCGUCUGACCUUGAGAUGUACAUAGCCUGAUCAGAUGGCCUGAAGGUUGCCCAGCUGAGUGAGAAGACUUGACAAAACAACUGAUUCCCAUUGAGGGGUGUGGG
Cladocopium goreaui is the source of this 1905-nucleotide messenger RNA. The record is from the annotation of a GenBank genome assembly. Lineage: Eukaryota; Dinophyceae; Suessiales; Symbiodiniaceae.